CUGAAUCUACAUUCUAUAACACACACACACACAAAAUGGAGAAGCCAAAGAGAGCUCAGAGACCCCAUUGUUUGGUAUUGCCACACCCAAUACAAGGCCACAUAAACCCAAUGCUCCAAUUCUCAAAGCGUUUGGAGCACAAGGGAGUCAAAGUCACACUAGCCAUCACCCAAUUCAUUUUCAACAAUACCAUGAAUGGCACCUCCUCCAGUUCCAUCUCCGUCGAGACAAUUUCUGAUGGCUACGACCAAGGCGGUCCUGAAGCUGCCAGCGGGGGCUACGAGGAGUACUUGCCGCGAUUUCGAGAGGUCGGCUCAAAGACUCUGGCAGGGCUGGUGGUGAAGUUUGGGAACAUGGGAUGCCCUGUGGACUGUAUUGUGUAUGAUGCGUUCUUGCCUUGGGGUCUUGACGUGGCUAGAGAGUUUGGAUUGGUUGGAGCAGUGUUUUUUACACAGUCUUGUGCUGUGGACAAUAUAUACUACCAUGUCUACAAUGGACAUUUGAAGCUUCCUCUUACUGAGAGGACUAAUAUUACGGUUCCUGGAUUGCCACCACUGGAAAUCUCAGACAUGCCAUCUUUUGUUUCUGUUCCUCAAGCGUACCCUCCGCUGCUGAAAUUGGUUGUGAAUCAAUUUGCAAAUGUGGGGGAAGCUGAUUGGGUCCUCUGCAACACCUUUCACAAAUUGGAGGAGGAGCUGGUGGAUUGGAUGGCAAAGAUUUGGCCUUUGAGAACAAUUGGACCAACCAUACCAUCAAUGUACUUAGAUAAGCGACUCCAAGACGACAAAGAGUAUGGAUUCAGCAUUUUCAAGCCAAAAACAGAUGCCUGCAUGAAGUGGCUCGACCAGCGGUCAAAUGGUUCAGUUGUGUACGUCUCCUUUGGGAGUUUGGCCCAGCUUGGAGUCGAUCAAAUGGAAGAAAUAGCAUGGGGUUUGAAAAACAGCAAUUACUACUUCUUAUGGGUUGUGAGAGCAACAGAACAACCCAAGCUUCCCAAAAAUUUCAUGGCCGAGACGGUACUUAAUGGCUUGGUGGUGACAUGGUGUCCCCAAUUGGAUGUUCUAGCACACAGGGCAAUAGGAUGCUUUGUGACACACAGUGGGUGGAACUCUACAUUGGAGGCACUGAGCUUGGGAGUUCCAAUGGUGGCAAUGCCACAAUCGACUGACCAAACCACCAAUGCCAAGUAUGUCAUGGAUGUUUGGGGGAUGGGAGUCCGGGCUCAAUGCGACGAGAGAGGGAUGGUGAGGAGAGAAGAGGUAGAGGGUUGUGUAAGGGAAGUCAUGGAGGGAGAGAGAGGGAAAGAAAUUAGGAGGAAAGAAAUGAAAUGGGGAGAAUUGGCAAUAGAGGCAGUUGAUGAAGGUGGCAGUUCAGAUAAGAACAUUGAUGAGUUUGUUGCUAAGCUGGUGAAGUCCUAAGCCUAUUUAUGUUGGAUAUUAUUUCCUACUCUUUUGAGUUGUUCUAUUGAUGUUAUUAGUUUGUCUCCUUAGUUUGGUUGAUUUUCUAAUUUGAUUAGGAGUACUUUCUUCUGAUAAAAUUUUUAAUUUGUAUAAUCUUUGUAUUCUAGUAAUGUAUUUUUCAAGAAAUGAACAUGUAUUCAGUUUUUUUUUGUCGUAAUGAAUAGCGAAAUAUACCUUUUGAAUUUA
Molecule: messenger RNA, 1646 nt
Organism: Camellia sinensis
Lineage: Eukaryota; Viridiplantae; Streptophyta; Magnoliopsida; Ericales; Theaceae
Product: UDP-glycosyltransferase 74F2
Molecular function (GO): quercetin 7-O-glucosyltransferase activity; quercetin 3-O-glucosyltransferase activity
Source: RefSeq, a predicted model, not a curated record